GGCGGCUGGAGCGACAGCGGCGGCGGCUCGGCUCCUCCUGCGAUCCCUCCGGCGGCGGCAGUCUGUGCGCUGCCCACGCGCACGCCCCUCUCUCCCGGCGGCGCACGGACACACGUGGGUGGGUGCGUGCGUGGGUGGCUUCGACGAUGGCCCGCGCGCUGCCGCGACGUGGCGGGCAGGCCCGGGGGCGCGGGACGGCGCGGCCCGAGUGAGUCGGUAGGGAGAGGGCGAGAGCUGCUCCGCCCGGGAUGGGCUCGCUGCCGCUGCCGGCGCUGCUGCUGUGGCCGCUGCUGGCGGCGGCCGCGGCGCUAGAAAUCGGCCGCUUCGACCCGGAGCGCGGGCGCGGGCCGGCGCCGUGCCAGGCGGUGGCGAUCCCCAUGUGUCGUGGUAUCGGCUACAACCUGACCCGAAUGCCCAACCUGCUGGGCCACACGUCGCAGGGCGAGGCGGCCGCCGAGCUGGCCGAGUUCGCGCCGCUCGUGCAGUACGGUUGCCACGGCCACCUGCGCUUUUUCCUGUGCUCGCUCUACGCGCCCAUGUGCACCGAUCAGGUGUCCGCGCCCAUCCCCGCCUGCCGGCCCAUGUGCGAGCAGGCGCGCCUGCGCUGCGCCCCCAUCAUGGAACAGUUCAACUUCGGCUGGCCCGACUCGCUAGACUGCGCGCGGCUCCCCACGCGCAACGAUCCGCACGCGCUCUGCAUGGAGGCGCCGGAGAACGCCACGGCUGGCCCAGCCACUGAACCGCACAAGGGGCUGGGCAUGUUGCCCGUGGCGCCACGGCCCGCCAGACCCCCGGGCGAGGCAGGCGUGGGCCCAGGCGCGGCGGAUUCGGGUCCUGGCGGCGGCGGCGGCACCUGUGCGAACCCGGAGAAGUUCCAGUACGUAGAGAAAAGCCGCUCGUGCGCGCCGCGCUGCGGGCCUGGCGUCGAGGUAUUCUGGUCUCGGCGCGACAAGGACUUCGCGCUCGUCUGGAUGGCCGUGUGGUCGGCACUCUGCUUCUUCUCCACCGCCUUCACGGUGCUCACUUUCCUACUGGAGCCGCACCGCUUCCAGUACCCAGAGCGCCCCAUCAUCUUCCUCUCCAUGUGCUACAACGUCUAUUCCCUGGCGUUUCUCAUUCGCGCUGUUGCGGGCGCGCAGAGCGUGGCCUGUGACCAGGAGGCGGGUGCGCUCUAUGUCAUCCAGGAGGGCUUGGAGAGCACAGGCUGCACGCUCGUCUUCCUGCUGCUCUACUACUUCGGCAUGGCCAGCUCGCUCUGGUGGGUGGUGCUGACGCUCACCUGGUUCCUGGCAGCCGGCAAGAAGUGGGGCCACGAAGCCAUCGAAGCGCAUGGUAGCUACUUCCAUUUGGCCGCCUGGGGCCUGCCUGCGCUCAAGACAAUUAUCAUCCUGACCCUGCGCAAGGUGGCCGGGGACGAGCUGACGGGGCUGUGCUAUGUGGCCAGCAUGGACACGGCGGCGCUCACGGGCUUCGUCCUUGUGCCCUUGUCCUGCUAUCUGGUGCUGGGCACCAGCUUCCUCCUGACUGGCUUCGUGGCUCUCUUCCACAUUCGCAAGAUCAUGAAGACGGGCGGCACCAACACAGAGAAGCUAGAGAAGCUCAUGGUCAAGAUCGGGGUCUUCUCCAUCCUCUACACUGUGCCGGCUACCUGCGUCAUCGUCUGCUACGUUUAUGAGCGUCUCAACAUGGACUUCUGGCGCCUGCGGGCCACGGAGCAGCCCUGUGUCGCCGCCACCCUGCCUGGAGGCCGCAGGGACUGCUCCUUGCCUGGGGGCUCUGUGCCCACCGUGGCCGUGUUCAUGGUCAAGAUCUUCAUGUCGCUGGUGGUAGGCAUCACCAGUGGUGUCUGGGUGUGGAGCUCCAAGACUUUUCAGACUUGGCAGAGCUUAUGCCACCGCAAGAUGGCAGCUGGACGGGCGCGGGCCAAGGCCUGCAGAGCCCCUGGCAGCUAUGGGCGGGGCACUCACUGCCACUAUAAGGCCCCCAGCGUGGUAUUGCACAUGACUAAGACGGACCCUUCUCUGGACAACCCCACACACCUCUAGGGACACAGGCCUGGAUGACCCCACUCCCUGUGGAUGGGGUGACACCUGCUGCCCCUCCCCCAGCUAGCUGUCAAGGUCAGGCCAGGGGAACAUGGUGAGGGGAGGGCUGAGGACCCAGUGAGGUGCCAAGUCUGUGUCCCCCAAUUAAUGCAGGGGGAUGCAGGACAGCCUGAUUCCCCUACAGGCACUUGGGAGAAAAGGGCAGAAGUGGGCCUGACCUGACCUUAAAGUUUAUUUAAUGAUGUAAUUUAUUGUUUUUCUUUUUUUUUCCUGGAAGCUGUGACUGGAAUAAAUGCCCCCUUUCCCCGUGUGGCACCGCCGAGUCCUCUCUGGACUGGAAAAGAGGGAAGGUUGGAGGGA
This is a messenger RNA of Ochotona princeps (American pika), 2405 nucleotides long. RefSeq names its product frizzled class receptor 9 (gene FZD9). Gene Ontology annotation, molecular function: Wnt-protein binding; Wnt receptor activity. The transcript has a single exon. Bases 249 to 2045 code for a protein of 598 amino acids. Lineage: Eukaryota; Metazoa; Chordata; Mammalia; Lagomorpha; Ochotonidae. Gene Ontology annotation, biological process: non-canonical Wnt signaling pathway; canonical Wnt signaling pathway. Gene Ontology annotation, cellular component: plasma membrane. The record is from RefSeq and is a predicted model, not a curated record.